CAUUUGAGUCCUGUGGCUUAGGAUGACUGAGUUUUCUUCUCUUACCAAAAUAGCCUUUAGAAGGAAUGGAAUCAGUAGAUUAAAUGUCACUCAUGAAAGUGGAAGGGCAGUAUUGUAAAAGAAUGGGCUUUUUCCCAGUGUAACCUCUUGGAGUGGACGUCUGUUUAUUCUGCUGUCUUCAUUUGGUGCCUUAGAGAAUCGGUUGAAAAAGCAUUUAUUUAUCGGAUGAGUUACUAUGUAGAAAAUGCUCUGCGCCCCUCAAAAUGUUUUCUAAGUACUCACUGUUAUUCUUAAGCUCCUUCUCCACACUAAACACUGGGCUCCAAGCCAAAAAGGAACCCUUCAUGGUUGCCAGAACGUAAGGGUUGGACUAAAUAUAUAAACAUGUGGUUGCCAGAAAUUAUUACUCAAGUCAGAAUGACUUGUUGCAGUUUAUUUAUAAAAUAGAGGGAAAGAGUGAAAGUAAGGAAAUGAGAGAGAGUAGAUAACUACUCUGGCCCGGUCUGAACCAGGCAGGGCUUCAGAGGCCCCAGCAAAGUGGGCCCAGAGGUAAAUUAAACAAGGAUUUUAGCCACGAGGCCUCCUCCAAAACGGGCUUCUCUGGAGGUUAGAACCUCCAGAAAAGCCAGGAAAAGGAGUGCGCUUUUUCACUCACCCACGUGGUGGUCCUAAGGGAAAAUCCAAGAGCAGUCUGAGGUUCCCAAGCCAGACAUCCUUCAAGGUCAAGUUCCAAGGUGCAAGGUGGUCAGAGGCAGUUCUUGCCACUUUUAAAGACCCGUCCUGUCUUCACUUCCUGUGCCUUCCUUCAACUGGACCUGGACCAACUGCAGCUAUAGCUUGGCUGAGGCCUGCCCAGGGAGUAGUCAGUCAAUUCUGAUUGUCACUCACAGACCUCCCCAUACUUAAGGAUAUAAGUGAGGUGUAUGCACUUUUGGUGAUUAAAUCUAAAAAUGGGCAGGGGAGAGCUAAUCCCAUCUUCACAAUGAACUAAUCUCUGACUUCCAGGAGCCAGUGUUCUAAUGAUGGGAGACAAGGUUUACAGACCCAAGCACAGAAAUAACACACAAUGAAAACAAGGUUACUGACAGCAAAGACUUGGGGAGAAGGAUAGAUAGGAGGCAUCAGCAAAGUGGCUUCUGGCAGAAGGAGGCACUGGAGUGAAGUCGUGGAGAAAACGGGGCUUUUCCCUGAGCAUUGAAAUGAGGGAAAGAGCAUCUCAGGCUUGGGGGACCACUAGUGUCCGCUGACUGCUGCCCCUUUGUUUCUCUAUUCAGAAAGGAGCCUCUUCUGUUUUGGCAGUCUGAUGUGCCAAAUAGUAAUGUGUGACAAGGUGAUCGUCUCACAAACUUACUUUUACACUCAUUUUGAUGAUAUUUGUUUUUACACCACCUUGGGUCUUUGUGACUUCUGUGAUUUUGUAACUGACCUUUUAAGGGAAAUUGGAUACCUGUUUUUCCUCCAGCUCCCUUCUUAGUCUUCCUAGGUUAGUUUGUUUUCUUUGUCUAGCAGCUUUCAAAUCAUGUCAUCAGCAUGAUCUCCAUUUCUCUUUUGUACCAGCUUCUGUCCCCUGUUUGAUUAAGAAUUCAUCCCCUCCCUAUAGCCAUGAAGGGUUCUUUAGGAUCUCCAUCUGAUCUCUCAUCAUUGGGGCAUGAGCCUUUUUUGAAUUGGCUGUAGACUAUGGUUUAAGAUAUUGGCCUGAGCUUCCUAUUUGUCACCUUGCUUUGCCUCAGACAACAGAACUACUACCAAGUAAGCCCAUGAAGCUCCACAGCAUUGCCAGCAGAAUAUCACACUUAACUUUGGAAGUUCUCCAGACCAAGGGAGGUUAUUUCUUCUGUUGUUCAGCAUCAGGAACCAUUAGGGACAACUUUUCUGGCUUAGGUUUCUUUUAAGUCAACUUUUUUGCCUCUGAAAGAACUUUUGUGGAUCCCCUUUGGUCCCCUCAAUGUCAUUACCAGACUUAAGAACAGAAGUCGAAUGGAAAAGGGUUUUCGAUCGUAAUUAUGUCUGUAUGGCCAUACCUCCAAAAGAUCGAUCCCACGGCAGAUGCAAGUUUCUUGGGCUGGAUUAUUGCUUCUUAUAGUCUCGGCCAGAUGGUAGCUUCACCUCUCUUUGGUUUAUGGUCUAAUUAUAGACCAAGGAAAGAACCUCUUGUGAUCUCAAUCUUCAUUUCAGUGGCAGCCAAUUGCCUUUAUGCCUAUGUCCACGUACCUCCUUCCCACAAUAAAUACUAUAUGUUGGUCGCUCGUGCACUUGUGGGAUUUGGAGCAGGAAAUGUAGCAGUAGUAAGAUCAUAUAUUGCCGGUGCUACUUCCCUUCAAGAAAGAACGGGUGCCAUGGCCAACACCAGUGCUUCCCAGGCCUUGGGCUUUAUCCUUGGUCCAGUUUUUCAGACAUGUUUUGCUCUGAUUGGAGAAAAGGGAGUGACGUGGCAAGCCAUUGAUCUUCAGGUGAACAUGUACACAGCCCCAGUUCUCCUCGGUGCCCUUUUGGGAGUUGUCAAUAUUGUCUUGAUCUUUGCUGUCUUAAGGGACCAUCAGGUGGACGACUUGGGAAGACAGUGCAAAAGCGUCAAUUUUGAAGAAGCAAACCCGGAUGAAGUUCAUGAUGCUCAGGGGAGCAUUGAUCAAGUUGCUGUCAUCACCACCAACAUUCUUUUCUUCAUCAUCCUUUUUAUAUUUGCUCUUUUUGAAACCAUUGCUACUCCACUAACUAUGGAUAUGUAUGCUUGGACCAGGGAACAGGCUGUUUUAUAUAAUGGAAUUAUACUGGCUGCUCUGGGAGUUGAAGCAGUGAUAGUUUUCAUGGGAAUUAAAAUACUUUCCAAAAGAGCCGGAGAGCGCGCGCUUCUGCUCGGAGGACUCGUCGUCGUUUUCAUUGGGUUCUUUAUAUUGCUCCCGUGGGGAAGUCAGUUCCCGAAAAUACAGUGGGAAGACUUGCAUAAUAAUUCCAUUUCGGACGCGCCGGCUGCAGAAAGGGCUCCAUAUUUGUGGACGUUGCCAGCAGGAAAUUCUAGCGAAGGACCAACCGGCUGCCCAGUCAGGCAGUCCUGGUGUCUCUCUACUCCCGUGAUUCACCUGGCCCAGUUCCUGGUUGCUGCCGUCCUGAUCGGAAUGGGCUAUCCAGCCUGCAACGUUAUGUCCUACACCUUGUACUCAAAGAUUUUGGGACCAAAACCUCAGGGCGUCUACAUGGGCUGGCUGACGGCUUCCGGAAGUGGAGCGAGGAUUCUCGGGCCCGUGUUCGUCAGCCAGAUGUAUACUUACUGUGGGCCUCGGUGGUCCUUCAGCUUGGUCUGCGCAAUCAUUCUGCUCACCGUGGUCCUUUUGGGCGCCGUUUACCGGAGACUCAUUCCCUUUUCCGUGAGGCACGGGAGAGUCCAAGAAGAAACUUAACUUCCGCUACGGGGGGAGCCCCGCACCAGAGGCUUCCUCUUACCAUUGCCGGGAGCCCGAGGACUCAGAAAAACAAACGAUAGUCGUGUCCUGUGCUGUGGAACCUGGACUGAACAUGGGCUACGUGGAGAACUUCCCUCUGUGGGAGGCAAAACAAAGGCUCAGCCGCAUUCCCGAAGGAGCUGCGUCACCGGCUUCAUUUCGAACCCCAUUUAUACCGUGUCCAAUAGAGAAGAGAAAGAGAUUUUUUUUUUAAGUGUGGACCGUAGUAACUCUUAACUGUAAUGUAAGUCAGGGGCUGAGCUCCCCGUCGUCUUACCACCAAAAAUACAGAAAUGUAUAUCUGUGCACAUGAUGUUCUUGCUGAGGUGUGCAAGUCUUCAUGACCCCGUUUGGGGUUUUCUUGGCUGGAGUGGUUCGCCAUUUCCUUCUCGGGCUCAUUUCACAGAUGAGGAAACUGAGGCAGGCAGGGUCACGCAGCUAGGAAGUGUUGGAGGCAGGCUUUGAAUACGGGAGGAGUCUCCACCCACUUUGCCCCCCAGAUUCCAGUAUAUUAGACUGUAUGGCAUUGAGGUGCCCGGCUCCCGACAGCAUUGGGAAGACCCGAGUUCAGUCCUCCAAAUGACUGCCGUAUCCUUCAGAUUCCCAGCCCUUCCUUGAGUCCCAACAGUGGACAAAGCAGCGUGCUAGGCACUACAGGAGGCCAGCAGGCACGGCUCCAUGUAAGAAAUGGCCUUGGGCAGCUUCACCCCAACUAUGGAUUUCAACGAGAGCUGGGUAGGGGGCACCGGGAAAAAGCACGGGGUGGGAAAAGGCGAGGGGCCUGAAGAGAGAGCAGGGGGCCGGGCAGGAAGGAAAUUCUCUUGUGCCUCUGAGAAGGGGGGGGGGAGUUGGGAUUGAAAACUAUGGAAUUUUUGAAAAAGAAACUAAGAUGAGGUGGAGACGAUGGCACCGCGUUUUGGGGAACCCAGCCGGAGGGGGCUGUGACUGCCAGGCUAAGCAGCUCACUCAAGUUCUCAUCGGCGGAUCCCUCGCCUGAAACGUAUUCCUGAGCGAGCACAGACACCCAGCUGGUGUCGGCGUCUUUCUCUUCCGUGCUAAUGAAAACUCUGCUUGGAUGAUACCAACGCGCGGGUCCAAGGGUAUGGAACAAGGAGAUGCUGGCCUGAGCCCGGGGAAUGUUCUGGGCAUGCCUUUAAGCCUGAAGAAGUGGCGCUAUUUUAACCCCUUCGUUUCGCCAGCGGCCCAGAGGAGAGAGCAGACCAAGUUACUCCUCUUUGUUCAAGAAGACAGUCUGCCAUUUGCCGCCAAAGAGUGUUAGUGGCGGGACACGCUUGGGGGAACCCAGGUCUGUGAGUCACACACGGAGCCUCCGCGGCUCUUCUCCUUCUCUGCCCUGGGUUUGCCUGAAUCGCUCUACGGACCAAACCGUUCUGCUUAGACAGGGAAUAGCCAGCUGGAAAGGGUGACCAGCACGUGUCGGUAGCCAGGGUUUAUAGACAGAAUACAAGAGGAUCUUCAGAGUUUUUUCUAGGCCGGUUUUCUCCUAGAAGCUGAGUGUAUCUCCUCCUACUUGUGAUUCUAUAAGUGCACUUCAGCCGAACUAAGUUUGACUCCAUCUCUGUAGCUCACUCCUGCCUGUGGGAAGGGAGCUGUCCAUCGUGGCUUUCUUUGCAGCUCCAGGUCUGCGGCAGGGAGCGGUGGACUUUGACAUCCCUCAUCAGGCUUGCUCUCCAGUGACAGCGACAGACCGCCCGCCCCAGCCAGUGGGCCCCCUGGUCCACAGGCUUCUCCUUGUUGGCCAGGGCCUAAUUCUGAGAAAAAUCCACCUCUCUGGCUUUGGGGUGGGCAUGAAGAGAGAGAGAAGGAAGCUUCCGUCAUCAUUGUGGCCCAGCUCCAGCCAGGGUGGGAUUGGAAACAGCGAGGCCUGCCCUGCCCCUCCUGAGGGGCAUUCAUCGCCCGUGGACCCCGCUUGGGAUGUUGGAAAGCAGCCUGGGCCCUGGGGAAGCCAGCAUUCCAGAGCACGUCCUCGCCCGCAGCGGUCAGGGCACCGUCAGCGCAGGGCAAGGACUCUGCUCUGAGUUUCGGACUAAACCAUUUCUGACAGGAAGGAAAGCAAGUGGCCCUGAGCUAGACUUCCCUGGUCAGGCCUGGCUUGACAGCCCGGGGUCUGGGGGACGUCGUCUUCAGAUGGGGCUGAAGAUUGAGAUCCUGCUCUUUCCACGCUGCUUGUAACUAGGGAACAAGCUCCAUAGCCCCUUUUUCAAAGUCUGAAGGUUUCCCUUUUGCCUUUCAAAGAACACUAACUUGAGCGGGAGAGCCCCAAAGCGUCCCUGAGAAGAGGCAGUGCCCCGAGGCCCGGGGCCACGCUAGAGAAUCUCGUGGCUGUGCCAAGUCUGCCCAGAAUCAAGGCCGGCCUUCUCGACAGUACUAUUAGAUGGGGUCUGCUCUCGAGGGCUCCUCACGACUGCUGGUGAAUGUUGGGAUGUCGUGCCUGCUCCAUUCUCGACGAUCUCUUGAAUGAUACAGGCCUGCCUGCUUGGCACUCUGGUGCACUUGUGUGCAGUGACUUUGAAGUGUGCUGGUCACGGCUCUCCUACAGUGUGUCUAAUGGCUCUUCUUGGCCCCCCAGUUUGGCCCAGGAGCUGCCCAAGGUUUCUGAGCUGAGCCAAGGGACAGCACGUCUGCGUUGGAUGGAGAGCAGCAGAGCCCUGGUUGAGUGCAGGCUGGCAGGAGGCAAACUACAGUGGGGGCUGCCUUUGGCCUUCUGUAAAAAUAAAAAGUGAACUGUAAAUCUAAUAAAGCCAUGGAUUGAUUAUUGA
Monodelphis domestica (gray short-tailed opossum) is the source of this 6217-nucleotide messenger RNA. It is a transcript of the gene MFSD8, whose product is annotated as major facilitator superfamily domain containing 8. Lineage: Eukaryota; Metazoa; Chordata; Mammalia; Didelphimorphia; Didelphidae. Gene Ontology annotation, cellular component: lysosomal membrane. The record is from RefSeq and is a predicted model, not a curated record. Gene Ontology annotation, molecular function: transmembrane transporter activity. Gene Ontology annotation, biological process: transmembrane transport.